UUUAUUAUGAAGCUUCGGGGUUUUGUAUUGAACGUAACAUCACUCUACAGCGGUAUAUGUGCACUUUUCCAGCCGUUUGCUGGCGAAAAUAGAAAUUUAGCCGGCUACAAUGUAGCCUACAUAUGUUAAAUGAAGCCUUGUGAAUGUGUGAAUCAAUUUAACUACGGAUGUAUUAGCCUAAUUUAUUUAUGUUUCAUUUUUCCUACCACAGAAGAAUAACCCCUCUUGUGAAGCUUCUCCUAAAAACAAUUCAUUAAUAAAUGCUGGAAAAAUCACAUCAGCCUAAAAGUGAAGAAGGCAGAGCUUAAGAAAGAAGAGAGAACAUGAAUGAACCCUGUCGAAUAAAACAAGAAGAUACUGAAGAACAAAGAGACCUAAAGGGAAAAAUCAAGGACAUUGAUGAAAUCCCUGAAGUGGAGGAGAAACACAAAAUCAAAUCCAUAACAAAGUCCUCGGGCCACUCAUCAAAAAGAAAAGGCCAAAAAACGUUCACCUGCUCUCAGUGUGGCAAGCGUUUCUUAUACAAACAGAGUCUGAAACAUCACAUGAGAAUCCACACGGGAGAGAAACCGUACACAUGUGACCAAUGCGGGAAGUGUUUCGCACAGAGAGGGGGUUUUAAAUAUCACAUGAAAAUCCACACUGGAGAAAAACCUUACACGUGUGAUCAGUGCGGGAAGUGUUUCACACAUGCCGACAGUUUUAAAUUACACCUGCGUUCUCAUUCUGGGGAGAGGCCUUACUACUGUGACCAGUGUGGUAAAACGUUUAUUAGGGUAGCAUCCCUAAAGAGGCACCUGAAAGUUCAUACACAGGAGAAGCCUUAUGUGUGUUCUCUGUGUGGAAAGAGUUUUAGUCAGAUGGGCGCUUUAAAUACGCACCAGAUAAGGCACAGUGGUGUGAAGAAUCAUAUGUGCUUCGAUUGUGGGAAAUCCUUCGUUAGAGAUGCUGAACUGAAACAGCACCAGAAAACUCACACUGGAGAAAAACCUUACAAGUGUUCACACUGCGACAAGACAUUCAGUCAAACGGGACAUCGGAAAAUACACGAGAGGAUCCACACUGGAGAGAAACCUUUCUCAUGUGAGCAGUGCGGGAAGAGUUUCACACAUCCAAACACUCUUAGAUUACAUCUCCUUUCUCAUUCUGGAGAAAGACGGUAUAACUGCGAUCAGUGCGAUAAAACGUUUGUUAAGGCGGUAUGCCUGAAGGCCCACAGGAAAGUUCAUUUAAAGGAGAAACCUUACAAGUGUUCACUGUGUCUUAGGGGUUUUACUCAGCUGGGUGCUUUAAAAUUACACCAGAAAAGACACAGCGGCGUGAAAGAUUAUGUGUGCUUUGAAUGCGGGAAGACCUAUAUCACAAACGCUGAAUUGAAACUGCACCAGAGGACUCACACUGGAGAAAAACCUUACACUUGUUCACACUGUGACAGGAGAUUCAGUUGGUUAGCGUCUCUGAAAAUACAUGAGAGGAGCCACACUGGAGAGAAGCCGUACCACUGCGCUUCGUGUGGGAAGAGCUUUAGUAAAUUAGCUUCUCUACACAGUCAUUCCAGAGGAAAAUGUCCAAUGGAUAAAAAGCUUCCUUCCAUAUCAAUCUUUCCCAACCAGUUGCAAUGAGUGUCUGGACAAAGAACCAUGAAAGUUUUCCCAGUGAACAAGUGUAAGAUUCAGAUCAACAAAAAGAGGCUAUUGCAUAUUUAAGUGAGUCAUGUGUCUGAUAUAUAUAAAUUAUAUAAUUGUAAAUAUUAGAUGACUUUGUUCUUCAUCCUUCUUGUUCUUAUGUGCUUAUAUCAUCCUGUUCUUUCAACUCAAGUCUAUUUACCAAAUGCAUACUACCAUAUAAUGCAAUAUGAUGGCAGGAUAAUAGACAAAGUUUUGAUGUCUUGCUGUAACUGUAGCCUACACAUACAUCUUCGAACAUAAGAUUAAUAAAGCAGUUUAUGUUUAAA
This is a messenger RNA of Carassius auratus (goldfish), 1954 nucleotides long. Its product is annotated as oocyte zinc finger protein XlCOF6.1-like. The transcript is spliced from 2 exons. Bases 324 to 1622 code for a protein of 432 amino acids. The record is from RefSeq and is a predicted model, not a curated record. Lineage: Eukaryota; Metazoa; Chordata; Actinopteri; Cypriniformes; Cyprinidae. Gene Ontology annotation, biological process: regulation of DNA-templated transcription. Gene Ontology annotation, molecular function: RNA polymerase II cis-regulatory region sequence-specific DNA binding; DNA-binding transcription factor activity, RNA polymerase II-specific.